CUUUAUUCAGAUGAAGUUCAAAUUGGUCCAGAAACAGUCAUGACUACUUUAUACACUGCUAAAAAGUAUGCAGUCCCAGCCCUGGAAGCACAUUGUGUGGAUUUUCUAACGAAGCACCUCCGAGCAGAUAAUGCCUUUAUGCUGCUAACUCAAGCUCGUUUAUUUGAUGAACCUCAGCUUGCUAGUCUUUGUCUUGACACAAUAGACAAAAGUACUAUGGAUGCAAUAAGUGCAGAAGGCUUUACUGAUAUUGAUAUAGACACAUUAUGUGCAGUUCUAGAAAGAGAUACCCUUAGUAUUCGAGAAAGUAGACUCUUUGGAGCUGUUGUUCGCUGGGCAGAAGCAGAAUGUCAAAGACAACAACUGCCUGUGACAUUUGGAAACAAACAAAAAGUCCUUGGAAGAGCUCUUUCCUUAAUCCGUUUUCCAUUAAUGACUAUUGAAGAGUUUGCAGCAGGCCCUGCUCAGUCUGGAAUCUUGUCAGACCGGGAAGUUGUAAAUCUCUUUCUGCAUUUUACUGUCAAUCCUAAACCUAAAGUAGAUUAUAUUGACCGACCAAGAUGUUGCCUUAGAGGAAAAGAAUGCAGCAUUAACAGGUUCCAGCAAGUGGAGAGUCGCUGGGGCUAUAGUGGAACAAGUGAUCGGAUUAGGUUCACAGUUAAUAGAAGAAUUUCCAUAGUAGGAUUUGGAUUAUAUGGAUCUAUUCAUGGACCCACAGACUAUCAAGUUAAUAUACAGAUAAUUGAUUAUGAGAAGAAUCAAACACUAGGACAAAACGAUACUGGAUUUAGUUGUGAUGGAACGGCCAGUACAUUCAGAGUUAUGUUCAAAGAACCAAUAGAGAUAUUGCCAACGGUUUGCUACACAGCUUGUGCAACAUUGAAAGGUCCCGAUUCCCACUAUGGAACAAAAGGUUUGAAGAAAGUGAUCCACGAAUCUCCUACUGCUAGCAAAACAUGCUUUGUCUUUUAUAGUUCACCAGGUAACAACAAUGGUACAUCAAUAGAAGAUGGGCAGAUACCAGAAAUAAUAUUUUAUACAUAAUUUCACAUGAUAAUCCCAAAUGUGUAUCAGCGGACUUCAGCUCACUAUUGGCGGCAGUUAAAAAAUUCUGUGAAAUUACAUGAAUGUGUGAGAACAAAACUAAUUUGUUUGAGCGGUACUGGAAAAGCUGUUUUCUCUGCAUCGUUACUGGCAGAACGUAAUUUAGCUUUUCCUCUUAACAAAAUGUCAAGUGGACUAAGUACUCUGUGUAUUGAAAAGAUUGUUUUAAAUACCGUCUUGUGAUUAAUUGCUUUGUAUUUUCACCUCUUCAUUUCUCAUGUAAUAGAAUUCAUUUUUGGAACUGGAAAA
This is a messenger RNA of Balearica regulorum gibbericeps (East African grey crowned-crane), 1353 nucleotides long. The record is from RefSeq and is a predicted model, not a curated record. Lineage: Eukaryota; Metazoa; Chordata; Aves; Gruiformes; Gruidae.